Molecule: messenger RNA, 283 nt
Organism: Coregonus sp. 'balchen'
Lineage: Eukaryota; Metazoa; Chordata; Actinopteri; Salmoniformes; Salmonidae
Source: the annotation of a GenBank genome assembly
AAGCAGCUCCACCACCAAGCACUAUUGAUCCACCAUUCAGUUCAGCAGCCCCACAGUCAAGUGUGACUGCUGCCCCACAAACGAGCUAAACCGCUCCACCACUGAUCACAACUGAUCCACUGUCAAGCUCAACAGCCACUUCAUCCUUCUCUACAUCUUCAUCAUGAGAUGCAACAGCUUCAUCAGUUGGUAUAACACCCUCAUCAACAGAUGUAACACCCUCACUGAUUGGUACCUCAGCUCCAGUGUCAAACACAGACAACCCUUCAUCUAUUGCAACAAC